CUCGGGAGCGGGGAUGCUGCGGGGCGCGGGCCGGGCGCGUGCGGGGCGUUAUCCCGUCGGGGCAGGGCAGCCCGUGCCGCCUCCCGGGAAACCUUUAACCAGGGCGUGCGGCGCAGGCAUGGAGGGCAGCGUGCGGCCCCAGGGCGAGCGCCUGCAGCUGCUGCUGCGCCGCUGCCGGGAGGCCAAGGCCUGCGCCUACUGCCCCUACAGCCGCUUCCCCGUGGGCGCCGCGCUGCUCACCGCCGGCGGGGAGAUCUUUUCCGGGUGCAACGUGGAGAAUGCCUGCUACAGCCUGGGGGUGUGCGCUGAGCGCACGGCCAUCCAGAAAGCCAUCUCGGAGGGGCACACUCGCUUCAGGGCCAUGGCCAUCGCCAGCGACAUGGGGACCGACUUCAUCGUGCCCUGCGGUGCCUGCCGACAGGUGAUGAGAGAGUUCGGCAAGGACUGGGACGUCUACCUGACCAAACCCGACGGCACCUACAUCGUCAAGACGCUGGACGAGCUCCUGCCCCUCUCCUUUGGCCCCGAGGACCUGAAGAAGGCGUGAGCCUGCGUUUUUCCCUUCCAGCACCAAGGGAAGGGGGGACGGGGCAGGUUGCUCCCCAGUUUUCCCGGCACGCAUGUGGGUCCCCUGGGACGACGUGAUGCAAAAUGCUUUCCUGGUGUUACGUCCGAAGCUCUUCUGUUGCUCCCUCUUGAUUCAGUGCUGAUUUGCGGGCCGGGUGCAGGCCCCGCCUUGCCCUGGGGUGCACAGAAAGGCCAAAUCAAAUGGUAGAAACUCCCUGCUUUUUUUGGAAAAAAAAAACCUCACGCCUGUGCACACCGAGCUCUGCCCGGGCACCGCUCCGGCCUCGGGAGCAGCUCCACAAAAAGGAAGAGGAUUUGGUGCACGGCUCAAGCUUGGGGCCAUUGGGCUGAUGGAAAUCAUUUGGAUCCAUCAGGCAUACGAAGCCAGAAGGGUGCAAAACCGGGGACAAAAUGCAGCAAUUUCAGCUCUAAAUAAGAACAGGAAGCAAAAAGCUGCUGCCGGUCCCCAAGGUCAGCAACACGCCGUUCGGCGCAGGGGCAGCUCUGACAGUGCGAUGAGUUGUCACCGGUGUCACCGCCCUAAGCCUCUCCUCCUGCCUGCUUCUCUCCAGCAUGUUUGUGCUUGCUUUUCUUCUCUUAGUGGUGACAAAGAAGGAGUUCUGGGGGAGCCCGCUGAUCAAUUAUGCAAUUAAAUUAUGCAGAAUG
This is a messenger RNA of Cygnus atratus (black swan), 1233 nucleotides long. RefSeq names its product cytidine deaminase (gene CDA). Gene Ontology annotation, molecular function: cytidine deaminase activity; zinc ion binding. Lineage: Eukaryota; Metazoa; Chordata; Aves; Anseriformes; Anatidae. The coding region runs from base 14 to 547 and encodes 177 amino acids. The transcript has 4 exons. Gene Ontology annotation, cellular component: cytosol. The record is from RefSeq and is a predicted model, not a curated record.